Molecule: messenger RNA, 504 nt
Organism: Puccinia graminis f. sp. tritici CRL 75-36-700-3
Lineage: Eukaryota; Fungi; Basidiomycota; Pucciniomycetes; Pucciniales; Pucciniaceae
Exons: 3
Coding region: 1-504 (167 amino acids)
Source: RefSeq, a predicted model, not a curated record
AUGAGCACUCAAUCAACAAAUAACAGGACGGCCGACACCACCGGUCAGCCGACCCGCAGGCGAUUUGGAUGGGAGCAAGAUGGGGUCAACGGCGGCUUAACGAGUAUUCAACUGCUCCUCCUCUGGAUGACUGGUCAAGGAAACUAUGCCAGAUGGUGGGGAAGCACGUUUGACCGACGCGAGCGCGAGGAUGUUUGCACCGAGAUUCAGGAGUUCUUCCAGAUUCAAGGCAAUAUCAGACGAGACACCCGAGAUAUCAAUCACAAGAUCCUCCUCGUACGGAGGUCUUACGUGGAGGCUCAUGAGUUUGUCAUGCAUGCAACAGGGAAUCCUCUGACUCAGGAGCCUAUGGUACUAGGGUAUGCACGGCGUGUUUGCCCCUACUGGGACUUGCUGGCCCCCGUGAUUGGUCCUUUGGAGUACCAACCAGUGGAAGUCAUUGAAGACAAUGUCACACUUACUGAUCCAGCCCCAUCGGACAAUGACUCCACCAAUACCUCUUGA